AAAAACACCAUCUCCGCAGCUCACGACAGCCCGUCAAUUUCGCGUGCGAAAAUCCCUCUCCGAUUCUAAGACAUUCUGGAGUUUUCGAAAGAAAGAUAAACCCAAAUCUCUCCCUCCUUCGAGAAAACCGAUUCGCUUCCCUCAUUCCUUUCGUGAAAUUCAGGAUUCGCCACUUCCGUAUCGUUUUGGAUUCAGUUGCUAUUACGGUCUCGUUUCGGAUUACAAUCCUUUAUUCUUUUCGAUUCUAGAGGUUUCCAUUUCAAUCUUUAUUUCUGAUUUUUAUUAAUUUCACAAUUGAAAAUUUAAUGAAUCUUCGUCAUUCUUACCCUUCGAAUACAGAGUUUUUAGAUCUUGUUCGACAUUUUUCAAGAUUUAAUGAAUUCAAUGGUUAGAGAUUUUUAAUUUUAGUCAUGUUUUUUUUUGUAAUUAAUCUCUAUAUAUACUUAGUUAUUGAAAAUUUCAAUGAAGAAAGGGAAUAUUUCUAAAUUUAGUUUUCUUCUACAUAUGUGAAAAUCUAAUAUUUAUUUUUAGUAGCAAGAAAUUCAAUUUAAAAACCUUGUUUUUUUCCGAGUUGCAUUGAAUUUGCAUCCCUCUCCAUUUUUUUAAAAAAUAUAUAUAUUUGAGAUCCGGAAAUGGCAGAUCCAUCCAACCCAAAACCAAAACCAAUUCUGCAAAAACCGCCGGGCUACAAGGACCCGAACAAGCCCCUUAUAUCAAAACCGCCUACCCGAAAAGCGCCCAUCCAUCCGGCUUACCAUCAGAAACAGAAACGGAAGAGCUGCUGCUGUUGCUGCUGCUGCUUCAUGUUCAUCUUCAUACUCUUACUUAUCAUCAUCGUCGCCAUUGCAGGCGGCCUCUUCUACCUUUGGUUCAAGCCCAAGCUGCCAUCCUUCCAGCUCCAAUCUCUGGAAACGCCAAAAUUCAAGGUCGACGUUAGACCUGACGGGACGUUCCUGGAUUCACAGACGGUGAUCCGGGUUCAGGCCAGGAACCCGAACAGCAAGAUCGGGUUCUCGUACGGUAAGACCCAGGUUCGGAUAUCGGCUGUGGGUGUCGACGGUGUGGGAUUAGGUUCGGGAUCUUUGGCUGGUUUCGAGCAAGGGACAAGGAAUGUCACGGUGCUCAAGUUCUCGACGGCUGUGAAAAACCAGCUGAUUGAAGAUGGCGCGGGGAAGAGAUUGAAGGCUCGGUACCAAAGCAAGCAGCUUGCUUUUGACGUGGAGGUUCGGACUAGGUUCGGGCUCAGGCUCUGGGGUUGGGAGACUGAGAAGCUUGGUGUUAGGGUUUUGUGCGAGGACGUGAGGAUGAGGAAGUCGACUGGAGGUGCCUCGCCCAAAUGCAAGAUCAACACUCUCAAGUGCAGCAUUUGGAGAUAUGGUCCAACGAGAGGCUUCUGAUGAACCCACACGUUUGUAGGAGCCCGUUCUAUCUAAUUCAAGCAACGUUCCAAAUGACACAUUACGUGAGAGAUCCGACCAUUCCUUGAGGUGGCCCCUUUGUUUCGAUUUUUUGAUGGACCACAGCUUAGGAUACAAGCAGAUUGGCCCACCCCAACUCCGAGAACCGCAUUUGGCCAGAAGAUCAAAUCGGUGAGCUCUGUUUUGGUAGAUAGGCAGGGCUCUUCCUGUUUCUGGUCUGAGCAAACCUUUCUUCUUAAAAUACACUAAUUUGCUGCUUAUUUGGGAAAUAACAAUUAUUAAAAACCCCCCAUUGAGUGCAAGGACAACGUUACAACCGUUGAUCCGACUGUCGGCAAGUGGUGGUCCCAUGCUUGAACGGUUGUCGUUUGCGCCCAUAGCACUUGACAGCGGUCGGAUCAAGACCGGCAGGUGGUACAUGCUUUUCAAAUUGGAACCUUUUCUUUAAAAAAUAAUACAGAAAUACCUACCUUUUUCCUUUUAAUGCGGAGAAUUUUGGUUGCUCAGUGCUAUCAUGCUGUUGUGGUGUCAUUUAUUACUUGUACU
Messenger RNA from Magnolia sinica, 1964 nucleotides. RefSeq names its product NDR1/HIN1-like protein 6. The record is from RefSeq and is a predicted model, not a curated record. Gene Ontology annotation, cellular component: plasma membrane. The transcript is spliced from 2 exons. NCBI's taxonomy places the organism in Eukaryota, Viridiplantae, Streptophyta, Magnoliopsida, Magnoliales, Magnoliaceae. Bases 633 to 1397 code for a protein of 254 amino acids.